UGGAAGCCCAGUCCCCCAAUCCCGGAGAGAGUCAAAUUAGCAGAAGUCCCAAUUCCUGCCCCCCCACUCCCCGCCCCCCAAGAGGCUGCCUCUGCCUCCACCCUUCUGGGGCAGGAGAGGGCAUCUGUUCACUUCUGUAAAGGGAAGGGGGGUACGAACUAUAUCUUCGCUCUGGGCAGACCGGUACGGGCAUACCUGUAGCUCCUGAGGUCCCACUGGGUUUGAGGACAACUUUUCACCUUUCUGGAAGAGAAGAUGUGCUGGAAAACGCUGCUGCUUCUGCUGUUGUGCUACAAUGCCCAGGCUACUGUGCCCCAUAGGUGGAGCAGGGCCGUGCUCUUCCCUGCUGCCCAUCGGCCAAAGAGAUCCUCAUCGAUGCCCUUGAACCCCGUCCUGCAGAGCUCCCUGGAGGAGGUCGAACUGCUCUAUGAGUUCCUGCUAGCUGAACUUGACAUCAGCCCUGACCUGCAGAUCUCCAUCAAGGACGAGGAGCUCGCCUCCCUGAGGAAGGCUUCUGACUUCCGCACCAUCUGCAACGACGUGAUCCCCAAGCGCAUCCCGGACAUCCGCCGGCUGACUGCCAGCCUCUCCAGCCACCCCGGCAUCCUCAAGAAAGAGGACUUUGAAAGGACAGCGCUGACCCUGGCCUACACGGCCUACCGCACAGCCCUGUCCCAAGGGCAUCAGAAGGACAUCUGGGCCCAAUCCCUCCGUAGCCUCUUCCAGGCCCUGCGGCACGACCUGAUGCGGUCCUCGAGCCCCAGAGUGUCUCCCUGAGAGACUGGCCUGCACCAGGACCACAGAGCAGGGACCCAUGCACACAGUAAUCCAAAUACUCUUCACUCCUACUCCGUCUACAGAGCCCAGCAACAAAGCCCAUCCCACCAACUCAGAGUAGCCGAGGUUAAAAUAAACACCGCCAUGUUCUUUGCCCCUUAUAGAUUCCUGACCAGCACGUCUGACUCAUGUCACAGUGCAACCUGUGCUGGAAAAAAGGGCUAGACCGGGAAUUUGAGAUGUCUCCAAAGGCCCAGUGAUUUGCCUGGUGACAUAUAGAAGUCUCAGCCAUGCUCCAACACUGAGCGACCGCCAUGAACACCCAAGGCCAAGCACAGAGUUAGAGGAGACAGCACCGAGGUUUGGGCAUGGCGGGAAGACCAGGGACAGACAUCAGGCUGCGAGGUUGAUUGAACAUCUUUCCAAAGGUUCUAUAGUAAGAGAUUAAAAACAACAGCAACAACAACAACAAAACCCAACCUAGAGCUAUAGCCAAAUAAAUACAUUGUUGGUCAAAGAUAUACUUCUCACCUUUUCCAAAAGUCACAAAGAAGAGUCAGUUGGAGAAUCAGUAAUUUUAGGACCUAUAGGUCUUGAUUCUUCUUCUCUGAAAGCUGACCUAAUACAGAGGAGAAACAUGAAGGGGCCCGCAGGAAGGCUGCGAGCAGUCAUGCCCUGCCUUCUGAACAGAGAGAGCAGGCUAAUGCAGAGAGGGUCACCCUCGUCACCCUAAUGCAGUGGUGGCAUCAAAGGCCAUGUCUAUCCAGAUGCUUAAAAUCAUUUAGCGUCAUCAGAAAAUGAGGUGCUUCCAGUAAAACAAAUUUUUUGGACGAUGGGAUUUCCCCUUUCAAAGGCCAAAACUUUCCUUCGAGCAACAUUAACUUGGUAUAUUUUUAAGCUCUACAUAUGAAACACCUUGGGCUUUUAUUCAAUAUCUUUGAAACACUCUGAUGAAGGAGUUGGAUAAAAUAAAUUCUAAGAUCGUUCUACUUCUGAAAGAUCCAUAAUCACUGAGCUAAGUGAGCUAUUACGGGGAGGACCUAAGGGUCCACUGGACUGUUUGCCCCAAUCGUGGAAGGCCCCAGGCUUUGCUAAUUCUGCAUGUGCUGUGAGCUCUUCUGCUACCUUCCUCACUGUGAGGCUGUAAGAUGCACUUUUCUUUCUUGCCAACAGAACCCACCCUUCACAGCAUGUUCUUUCUUGGCACCUGCUAUCCCACAAGAUGGCUAGGCUUGUUAUAAUUCUACAUUAAAUAUGAGAAAGUAGAUGAAGAUCUCUGCUAGCAGGAAAGCACUGGGCUCUAAUGUAGACUCCCCACCAGCUCAGAGAUCUUUCUGGCUCUCCUAGGUGGACGCUGAGUUUUGGAGGCCAACGUCGCAAGAGAGCUAAUCUUCGAAAGAGUGAGACCUCAUCGGGCUAACUUUGAUUGUGAAAUGGGUAUUUAACAGUGUUCAUCUGAUGAUGCCCAAAGCUGCUCUGGACUUCUUAAAAACUUUGAAGAAGUGAUCGCCGAGCAGCAUGAGCUGCAUAAUCACUUUGGAGAAAUAGUAGGAUGGAGGAAGAAGGUAUUCAUCGUCAGAGAAGAAUACAGCUUGGCAUCCUCAUGUUCUUGGGUUCAGAAGAUUAAUAACUGUCAGUCUCACUGGUUCUCAUUCCCUGGUUAUACUUCUCUCUUACCUCCCUCAAAUGCAGUCUCUGAUAUUUGCUUUUUGUUCAGCUUUUCUCUUUCUAAUGUGUUCUCUUUGACAUGGUCACUAAGCUGGUCUCUAUUUUAGUUGGUGUCUCUUCUGCUCUAUCUUUGGGCCCAAUUCUGAUUAUCUUUGUAUCCACUUCUUAGAGGCAUCUCCCAGUCUCUUUUGGCUGACUUUUGCUCACUUGAGCUCUGCCUGCCUGCACUCUGACCCUCACUGUCUUUCCACCCCCUUUGGGUAUCACUGACUCAAACAAAGGUCAAGGUAUAGGGUUGGGAUUUCCCAAAAGGAGGAUUGGUCUCAUGGUCUGCCUUCACUAUUUGUCCUUUCCCUCGGUGUGGGGCAGGGAGGAGGUGAGCAGAGGCCUCAACCCUUCCACGUUGUGCAAAAGCCUGACCUCAGAGUCUUGCAUCCCAUCCUGGGAUACCAUUCCCCUUAGGUUGGAUCUGAGUGCUUUCUUCCCGUCACUGGGUGGAAAGGCCGCCUAUAAGCCCUGCCUUCCAUGUGAUGAUAUACAUGGCUGCUCCGAGGGGUAGGAGAUCCACGAAUGGGAAGAUGGUUCCCAGGACCAAUGCUAAAAUGGUGGUUCGUUCAACCUGCAGCAAAAAAUUGAAGGCCUUAUGUAGUUAUAAAUCGGGGCCCAUAUUUAUGCAGCUGGCAGCCAACGACUGUAAAAGAAAUAGAAACAAGAAGGGCAUGAUCUUUUUUAAGACAAAAGGAAAUUUCAUUUUCAUACUAACUAGAUGACCCUAUUAAUGACUAUUUUAAGCUGAAUACAAAUUGUUUACCCACAGGAACAGUUUAUAAUAAGAACUUCACCUACAUGCAAAAUCAAAUAUAACACUCACCACCUCCACCCCAAGAUCCCACCCUCUGCUCAAUGAACAGUAAAGCGGUAGACUGGACAGAAACGGACUGUCCCAUUUUGCCUCAUUAAUACCACACCGUAACACCACAAGCACAACCGGGUCACAUUUUGCCAUAUGUAUGCAUAGACAGUAAUCUAGAGCAUGGUGGCUGCCAUGGAAAUUUGCCUGUAACUUAUGGAACUUUUGGAAAUUUUCCUAUAACUUAUGCAAUUUGCCUGUAACUAAUUCUGCCAUCUCUAUACCGCUGGGGACUUUUAGGAUCUAAAAAUUCUGGAAGCGUCUUCUGGAGUUGGCAUCCUCCUGGCUACCUCUGGUGUCACUCAAGAGACAGUGAAAAAACAUCAUCUUACCUUGAAUCUAAGAGAAUCAACUGAGUGAUAAAUCAGUCAGAAGAGAUUUCCACAGGUGAACGCUUGUCAAAGGUCUUUACAUGGCGCCCCUUGGUUUCCUAACCCAUUUUAACAUCUUACAUUAUUUUUUAUUGUGGUAAAAAAAUACAUGAAAUUUACCAUGUGAAUGUCUAACUGGGCAGUACAAUAGUGUUAGCCAAAUGGCAGGACAGAUCUCUAGAACUUUUUAUCUUACAAAAAAAUGAUACCUCUGGAACAACUCCCCUCCCCCCUCUACCCCACAAUGGCUGGCAACUGCCUUUCUACUUGAUGUUACUAAGAGUUUGACUACUUUAGAUACCUCAUCUGAGUGGAACCUGCCUUCUAUCUCUCAAGCAUAGUGUUCUGGAAAGUGUUUUCUUCAUCUGAAAAACAGUAGAGUCCCAAAGAAGAACUACUGGUCUUAACUGUGUCGCUCACCUUACCUAAUUUUAUUUAACAAUUAUUCACUUAUGGUGUAAUAAAAAUGUCCUGAUCAAGUUUACUA
Molecule: messenger RNA, 4213 nt
Organism: Neogale vison (American mink)
Lineage: Eukaryota; Metazoa; Chordata; Mammalia; Carnivora; Mustelidae
Gene: FAM180A
Product: family with sequence similarity 180 member A
Exons: 3
Coding region: 256-777 (173 amino acids)
Source: RefSeq, a predicted model, not a curated record